Messenger RNA from Eruca vesicaria subsp. sativa (arugula), 921 nucleotides. Lineage: Eukaryota; Viridiplantae; Streptophyta; Magnoliopsida; Brassicales; Brassicaceae. The record is from the annotation of a GenBank genome assembly.
AUGACCCCUAUCCCUCCUUGUCCGUCUUUUCACCCUAGGGAAGGCUUCUCCGUGGUGUCGCUUGACUGUGGGAUCUAUGUAAUCGGUGGGUCCAGAAAGAGAAAGAACUCCAGGUCUCCGCGUGUCUUGCUCUUGGAUUGUCGGACUCACACGUGGCGUCAAGUCCCUUCCAUGACAGUGGCUCGACGUGACGCUGUGGCUGGAGUCGUAAACGGGAAGAUAUACGUGUUAGGAGGCUGCAAGCGCUAUGAAAACUAUGGAGAGGUAUUCGACCCGGAGACUCAAACUUGGACUACUUUGCCGCCAGUACCGGGUACUGUAAUGUCGGGUAGUGUAAUAUGGGAAGUGUCAUUCAGAAAGUUCAUGGUGAUGGGUGAGAAGUUUUACGCAGUGCCUAUCUGUAUCUGGUAUAGAGCAAGCCUAUUAUCCUACUCUCCCAACGAAGGUAUAUGGGAAAGAGGGAUGAAGGAUAUUGAUGUUUCGAUGCUAGGAACCAAAAGUUAUUGUUUUAGUAAGGCAGAGAAUGUUUUAUACAGUUGUGAUGACUUAGGGAAUGUGUAUUGGCGUGAGACAGAGGAUCCAUCUGAGUGGAAGCAAGUCAAGAGGGGUUUAGGUGCUCUACAUAGUUACUUUGACAAACCGAUGGCUAGCAUUAUCUGGGAUACGGCACCGUGUGAUGAGUUGUUCAAGGGUUACAGCAAAGUACUGAGAAAUGUCGGUACUAACAUUUUGAUCUUUUGGUUCAAGUAUAACCCUAACAAAUCGAAUGUGGAUAUCUGGUGUGCGGAGAUUUCCCUUGAAAGAUGCCAUGACAUAAGUGAGAUUUCGGGUAAGAUCGAGUGGUUGCAACCUGUUGCUGAAGUUGAGGGCCAUCCCGCGAGCCACGUUAAUGUUUUACAUUCUGCUUAUGUCAAUGUUUAG